Messenger RNA from Ipomoea triloba (trilobed morning glory), 3711 nucleotides. RefSeq names its product epidermal growth factor receptor substrate 15-like 1. Lineage: Eukaryota; Viridiplantae; Streptophyta; Magnoliopsida; Solanales; Convolvulaceae. Gene Ontology annotation, cellular component: cytoplasm; nucleus; plasma membrane. Gene Ontology annotation, molecular function: protein binding; calcium ion binding. Gene Ontology annotation, biological process: endocytosis; endosomal transport. The transcript has 13 exons. The coding region runs from base 340 to 3279 and encodes 979 amino acids. The record is from RefSeq and is a predicted model, not a curated record.
GCAUACAUAAUAGUCUUCCAUAGUUCUAUUCUCCUUCUCGAUUGGGGAAAACCUAAUUCAGUUGUGAAUUUGCAAUCCAACCGCUUCGUUUUUCCCAAAAUCUCAUUUAAAAAAUAUAUAAUCUUUUCUAUUUCAAAGAAUUUUUAUUUUUAUUUUUUCUGUCAGCUUACAGAAUUCAAAUCUGUCACACUUCAUCCACGAAGGAAAAUUCAAAUCUGAAAAACUUGGGGGAUGUUCGAAGUUAUUUUAACUUGUUGCUGGAAUCUGUGAUAGGUGCGAUGAGAAUUACGGAUUUGGUGCAUUGAUCUGAGAGCAAUUGAGGGGUUGAAUCGAAGUGGAAUGGCGGGGCAGGGUAUGGAGCAAUUUGAAGUCUACUUUCAGAGAGCAGAUUUGGAUCGGGAUGGUAGGAUCAGUGGAGCUGAAGCUGUUUCUUUUCUCCAAGGAUCUAAUCUACCGAAACAGGUUCUAGCUCAGGUGUGGAUGCAUGCUGAUCAGAGUCAUAGUGGUUUCCUUAGCCGUGGGGAGUUUUAUAAUGCUCUGAAACUAGUGACAGUAGCACAGAGCAAGCGAGAGUUAACACCAGAAAUUGUCAAGGCAGCAUUGUAUGGCCCGGCUUCAGCUAAAAUCCCAGCUCCACAAAUAAAUCUUGCAGCUAUACCUGCACCACAGUCAAAUUCAGUUGGUGCUGCACCUGCACCUGUACCCGCACCGCAGAUGAGAACAGUUGGACCUCAGGUGGGUGCUGUUACUCCAACUGUUUCUCAACAUCCUGGGUUCAGAGGACAGGCACCACAGAGCCAGCAGUACCUCCCAUCUCAAGGUAGUCAUCUGAUGAGGCCUCCUCUUGCUGCGCCUUCUACCGGUGUUGUGCGACCCCAGCAUGGUGUUGCUGGUUUGGAUUUCCCCAGGGGUGGUGGUGCAGUUACUUCUGGCCCUCCAGCCCUGCAUGGUGUUGCUGGUGGGACAACCAGUGGACCAACUAGACCUACACCUAAUAGAGGAAUUACUCCAAAUACUCUAGUUGCAUCAAGGUCUCUGGACUCAUUGUCAGCUAUAGUUAGCCCUCAGAAUGAGAAUACUUCAGACUCAAUGUUUGGAGGAGAAGCCUUUUCUGUGUCCCAAACUUUACCCAGGCAGGGUUCUGCUCCUCCCUUUUCAGCAAGUAAUGCACCUGCCUCCACUGCCUUGGCUCCAGUUACUUCAGGUUCUCAGUCUUCAGCUAAGCCUGACCCCUUUGAGGCAUUGCAGAGUACUUUUACCAGGCCAUCUAGUGGUAGUCAGCAGCAGCUAACACAGCCAACACCAAAAACUAGCCAACAACAUUCUGCUCAAACAACAACGCCACUUCCAUCAUCUGGAAUUCCAGCAGGUGCUGCGAAUUCUACAGCAGAGCAGCCACAGCCUUCUUGGCCAAAAAUGACUCGAGCUGGUGUUCAGAAGUAUGCAAAAGUGUUCAUGGAAGUGGACACUGAUAGAGAUGGAAGAAUCACCGGGGAACAGGCACGCAAUUUGUUUUUGAGCUGGAGGUUGCCAAGAGAGGUCUUAAAGCAGGUCUGGGACUUGGCUGAUCAAGAUAAUGACAGUAUGCUAUCUUUGAGGGAGUUCUGCAUUGCUCUCUAUUUGAUGGAGCGAUACAGGGAAGGCCGGCCCAUUCCUUCAACACUUCCAAAUAGUGUUUUGCUUGACGAGACUCUGAUUUCCUUAGCAGGUCCUCCAACUGUUUCUUAUGGAACAGCUGGCUGGGGGCAAACACCUGGCUUGCCCCAUCAAGGCUUGCCUGGCGCACAGCAAAGCUCACAUGCUGGUCUAAGGCCUCAGAUGCAACCCAUGGCUCCUCAGCCUGACGGAUCAAUGCAAUUCAAUAAGCAAAACACAGGAUCAUUAACAAUGGAGAAUUCUAAUCCAAACCAGUUAAGUAAUGGGGAGCAGAACACAUUAGAGUCAAAGGGGGAAGAGGAAGGAGAGAAGAAGGUUGAGGAUAAGGAUAAGUUGAUUCUGGAUUCUCGGGAGAAACUAGAGUACUAUAGGACCAAAAUGCAGGAUCUCGUUCUCUACAAAAGUAGAUGUGAUAACCGGCUCAAUGAAAUAACAGAAAGGGCUUUAGCUGAUAAACGUGAGGCUGAGUUGCUUCAAAAGAAAUAUGAAGAGAAGUACAAGCAAGUUGCAGAAAUUGCUUCUAAAUUAACAAUUGAAGAGGCUGCUUUUCGUGACGUUCAGGAGAGGAAGCUGGAGUUACAGCAGGCUAUCGUAAGAAUGGAACAAGGUGGCAGUGCAGAUGGUAUUCUUCAGGUUCGUGCUGACCGCAUUCAAUCUGAUCUUGAGGAGCUUCUGAAGGCCUUGACAGAGCGUUGCAAGAAACAUAGUGUAACCAUUAAGUCCACUGCAUUAAUUGAGCUUCCCCAUGGUUGGCAGCCCGGUAUUCCAGAAAUAUCAGCUGUUUGGGAUGAAGAUUGGGACAAAUUUGAAGAUGAAGGAUUUUCAUUUGAUGUUGCUGUGUCUGCAACUGCCAAAUCAACAUCACAUCAGAGGGAAAAUUCUCCUACUCGCAGUAAUUCCCCCAACUCCAUGUCAAAUGCUGAGGCCAAGUCAGAACAACUUUUUAGUCAUGGAGUUAGUACUCUUGAAACGGAAUCAACAUAUGCACACAGCGAGGAUGAGUCAAAAAGCCCUCAGGGUAGUCCUGCAGGACAAAGAGCAUUUGAAAGCCCAUCCCAGGAAUUCUCUGAUGAUCAUUUUGGAAAGAGUUUUGAAACAGAUGCUGAAACUAAUCGAAGCUUUGAUGGAUCUGCUUGGGGUACCUUUGACAAUAAUGAUGACGUGGAUUCUGUGUGGGGCUUCAGUGCAAAGGACUCAAAUCAUGAUAAACAUGGGGAAAAUUAUUUCUUUGGGUCGAAUGAUUUUGGUGGAAGUCCAGUGAGAACAGGAUCCCCAGCAGCAGAGAGUAGAUUUCAGAAGAAUAGCCCAUUCACCUUUGAGGAUUCUGUUCCUGGGUCUCCCCUCUCAAGAGCUGGGAAUUCACCACGAAGAUACAGUGUUGGAUCAGGUGAUCCAUUUGAAAGUUUCUCGAGGUACGAUUCCUUCAGUACUCAUGAUCGCACCUCUUCCCCCCAACGAGAAACUCUCACGAGGUUCGACUCCAUGAGCAGCACAAGUGGCUUUGAUCACAGCCGGGGGUUCUCUUUUGAUGAUUCUGACCCAUUUGGGUCUAGCGGUCCAUUUAAGGUAUCUUCAGAGAGUCAAACCCCUAAAAAGAGUACAGAUAGUUGGAAUGCUUUCUAGAUUGUAAUUUUGGCACACGGCCAAGUUUUACCAGAGCAUUGCACCAUAUGUUGUUGGCGAUAACAAAUCAUAUGACAGAUUCUUAAAGUUUUGUAUACGACAUAGUCCGGCUGUUAAGGUCUGAUGUCUCUGCCGCAGUGCAGCAGCAUCCAUUUGUUGAAGCAAGCGUUCCAGAUUGAGAUAGAAGUGGAGGGUGUUUAAACUUGGUGGCAUGCACAUAUUUUUGUUUCUUGACUUUUCAGGAUCAUCUUGGUUUUUGCUUUUUCCUCCAUUGUUAUUUGUUGUGGUAUAAACUACUCGUGGAAUACGCAAGGUAGUGUGCUCGGCCUUUGGUUUUAAUCUUUCUUGAUUAUUUCAACAAAGUUUUUAUGUUGUGUCUGUCUUAUUGAAUUUUAUGUUCAAAUGAAAUAAACGUAAAGUUGAAAUGUUGAA